Molecule: messenger RNA, 815 nt
Organism: Papilio xuthus (Asian swallowtail)
Lineage: Eukaryota; Metazoa; Arthropoda; Insecta; Lepidoptera; Papilionidae
Product: protein takeout-like
Exons: 6
Coding region: 1-747 (248 amino acids)
Source: RefSeq, a predicted model, not a curated record
AUGUGGAAGUUUAUGUGUUUAUUAGCUGUUCUUAAUACAUGUUAUGGUGGCGAUGAAUCUUAUAUUAAUUUCGGUGGAUUUAUGUGUCCACGAGAAGAAGAAGCGUUAUCAGAGUGCUUGAAGGACGCGCUAAACGUUUAUAUACCUGAACUGGCUACUGGGCUACCAAAAUAUGGAAUUCCUCCCUGCGAGCCUCUGAUGAUUCCAACAUUAACGAUUCAGCAAUCAGCUGGGCCGAUUUCUAUUUCAUCUACUUACACCAAUGUUUCUGUCAAAGGACCAGCCAGCAUGAAGAUCACUAAUGUCGAAGUCAACUCAUCAAAGCACGAAGUAAUAGCCAAGCUGUUUAUACCCGAACUGAGAAUGAAAGGACAUUAUAAUCUAUCUGGAAAACUUCUUUUGUUACCUGUAGAAGGAGAUGGCAAUUUUUCAGCUAAAUAUGGUGACAUCCAUGCAGUACUGACGAUCGCUUUGGGAAGAUUACAUCGUGAGAACGGUGUUGACGCAAUCGCCUGUGAAAAACUCGAUGUCAAAUUUGACGUAGGAUCCGCCUCUAUAAACCUGGCGAAUCUAUUCGAUGGUGAUAACGAAUUGGGUAAUACAAUGAAUGCGUUCCUCAAUGAGAACUGGCAGAAGUUGGCGAAGGAAUUUCAAGAGCCGAUGGAAGAAGCGCUUCGAGACUUCUUGAAGCCGUUAGCUGAUCAUGCUUUUGGUACAUUAAAUGCAAAUGAUAUAUUCUUAAGAUAGUAUAAAUGUAAUUUCUCUUACAAUAAGUAUCAGGAAGCAUAUUUAACUAUGUUUUCGAAGAAUGAAAG